Messenger RNA from Benincasa hispida (wax gourd), 1157 nucleotides. Its product is annotated as putative aquaporin NIP5-1. The record is from RefSeq and is a predicted model, not a curated record. Gene Ontology annotation, cellular component: membrane. Gene Ontology annotation, biological process: transmembrane transport. Gene Ontology annotation, molecular function: channel activity. Lineage: Eukaryota; Viridiplantae; Streptophyta; Magnoliopsida; Cucurbitales; Cucurbitaceae.
GUUUCAAAAUAAAAAGAAGAAAAAUUAAAAAAAAAGCUGUAACGUUAAGAAUACUCUUUUCUCCUUUAAAUAGAAAGCGAAUGAUCACUAUUAAUUGCAUAAUAUUUCAGCUAUGAAUCUCCAACGACAAUUUGAGGUAACCUUAAGAACACAGUAAAACCUAGAGCUUGAUUUUAUCCAAUAAAAGAAAAGAAAAAGAAGCCAUUAUCUUAUCGUACGAUCAGAAGCCAAUGUCGCAAUUCGACUGCAUACACGUGGACGGCCCAAAGCAGACCCAAAUUCUUGAUCUCUCUCUCACUCGAAAGGUGGGAGCAGAAUUUAUAGGCACAUUCAUCCUCAUAUUUGCUGCAACUGCUGCACCCAUCAUCAACCAAAAGUACAACGCUGCCAUAUCACUGAUCGGAAACGCCGCAUGCGCCGGCCUAGCAGCAAUGAUCGUAAUUAUCUCGACAAAACACAUCUCCGGCGGCCACCUCAACCCUUCGCUAACCAUCGCCUUGGCUGUCGUCCGCCACUUCCCUUGGGCCCGUGUCCCCGCCUACAUCGUCGCCCAGGUCUCUGCUUCCAUCUGUGCCUCCUUCGCUCUUAAAGGAGUUUUUCACCCUUUCAUGUCCGGCGGCGUUACCGUCCCCUCCGUUGGCACUGGCCAAGCCUUUGCUCUCGAAUUCCUCAUCACUUUCAAUCUCUUGUUUGUUGUCACUGCCAUUGCUACUGAUGCUCGAGCCGUUGGAGAGUUGGCCGGAAUUGCAGUCGGAGCUACGGUGGUGCUCAACAUUCUUAUCGCUGGGUCAUCCACUGGUGGUUCAAUGAACCCAGUGAGGACUUUAGGCCCUGCCGUGGCCGCCGGAAAUUACAGAGAACUUUGGUUGUACAUGGUGGCUCCUACACUUGGGGCAAUUGUCGGCGCCAAAACCUACACCCUCGUGAAGCAGAAAGACGAUGAAAUGGAUGUUCCAUCAGAGGUGAGCAACUUCCGUCGAUGAAAAUGGGUGGUCGAUGUAUUUGUAUUUAAAUGUUGUGUAUUAUGAUAAUUAGUUUUGAAAUGAUAGAUAUAUGUUAGACAGAAUGAAUUCAUCAUACAUUUAUGGGUUGAGUCUCACUUAACUUCAAUGCAUUUAAAUAUUAUGAUAUAACAAAGUCAUUUUAGUUCUCAAAAA